AUGCUCUUUGAAACCAGCUGCGAGCGAUGUCGUCGUCGCAAGAUCAAGUGUGACCGCAAGCGUCCAUGCUCGCGUUGCGUCAAGGCGGGCACAGAGUGUAUCCUCAGCGGAAGUGGAGAGAAGCAACGGCCGAUAUCCAAGGGUUAUGUCCAGGCUCUUGAGGGUCAGGUCGCCUCACUCGAGCUGCUAAUUCGCAAGCUCGCAGUGGCCGACAGCACCGAGAGGGAUGACAUACUAUCAGAAUUGGCUCUAUCUCCUCCAGCUUCACUCGAUCUCUCGCACAAGUCACCUGGAGAUCAUCAAAAGUCAAACACUGACCCCAAGGUGGUUGCCGCGCAAGUGCGCUCCGGCCAGCUCCGGCGUCCGCGGUCGAGCCAUGCCACUCAGUUCUUUGGCGGCACCAGCGCCUUUCACAUUCACCUCUCGCAGGAUGUUUCCCUGUCGUCUAAUGAUGGAACCUCUCACUCUGAAGCUCACUCGGCGCCUCCCAUGCUCGGGUCCAUGCCAAACACCAUGACGGACAAUAGCGUCACCAGCAGCCCUCGCGAUCCUAGCUACGUCUAUGCGCCUCACGACGAGACCUCGCAGACGUGCAUGGCCGCAUACUUCAAGUAUCAGUAUCAGUUUCACAUGCUCGUCUACCGCGAGUACUUUUUGCGCGACUACGAUGUGGGCUCGGGGAGGUAUUACUCGGAUGCCCUCCUCUUCGCCAUCUGCUCUCUUGGCGCGAUGCAGCUCGACGAUUUCCGAUCAGUCUCAGACAUUUUUGCCAACCAGGCCCAACAGCUCAUCUACGCAACUCUUGACAGUCCAGAACUCACAUCCCUGCAGGCCCUGGCCCUAUUAGGAUAUCGCGAGAUUGGUGUAGGCCACACGUCAAAGGGCUGGCUCUUUGCCGGCAUGGCUUUUCGACUUGCGCAUGAGAUGGGUCUCCAUCUGGACCCGAAUAACUGGGAUGCCUCGAUAGAAGGACCUUCGAACCGCGACACGGAGAUUUUGAGACGAGUCUACUGGGCCAUCUUCAUCGCCGACAAGCAGCUGAGCCUCUACUUUGGAAGGCCUCCGGCUCUACAUCCGAGCGAAUCCGACGUGCGUAACACCAUCAGGCUGCAGUAUCCUCCAGAUUGGGAAGGCCUCCUCGACACGUACAUCUGCAAAGGAGCCUCGGCGACAGAGUUUGAGGACGGUGUUGCUCUCGUGGGAUCCUUCAUCUACCAGGCCGAACUAUGCAAGAUUGCCCACGUCAUGAUCACCGAUCUCUUCGAGAACCGUCGGGGCAACGUGGACGCGACGGUGGCAGCCGCCAGGUCAAGGCAAAUACACGUGUCGCUGACAAAGUGGCUAUCGAGCCUCCCUGGCACCCUUCACUGGAACCAAUGGACAGUGGGUGUAGUGCAACCCUCUGUGCUCCGCAUGCAUAUGCUCUUCCAUACCAUCAUGAUCAUCCUUCACCGGCCACCUUCGCACAUGUAUGAGAAGCCAGGCAUCGCCGAGAGCGAGGAUGUCGAGAUCUGCUACGAGUCUCUGCAGGCCAUCCUCCGGCUUAUGAGGACGUACUCGAGACACUACCGUUUCCGCUCAUUACCCCUGGACUUUGUACAGACUCUGUCUACGGCGGCGGGCACAAUCAUGAUGAAGCGCUUCUUCCAAGGCGCUUCGUGGGACGAUUCAGACAUUGCACGUUCACUUUCAACCAUCAUCGACGCCAUGGAGGAGGUCCAACAUACGUGGCCAUGCAUGGGCGAAAUCAAGGACUACGUCGUGCGAGCGCGCAACGCACAGGUGGUGGUACCGCCCGAGGACCCCCUCAACGUGCCAGACCUCAUGAACGGCCUGGAGCUCAGCCAUAACGUCACGGCCGAGCUCAUGGCCCAGUGGGGGGAGGAGCUGGGCACCCUCGUGACCGAUGAGUUUCUGAGCAUGCAGCUCCAGGGAAGCGAGCAGGGCAUCAUGGCGCCUUUCGACUUUAACCAGCCUCUGGGGCCACAGUAG
Fusarium vanettenii 77-13-4 is the source of this 1992-nucleotide messenger RNA. RefSeq lists its product as uncharacterized. Gene Ontology annotation, biological process: DNA-templated transcription; regulation of DNA-templated transcription. Gene Ontology annotation, molecular function: zinc ion binding; DNA binding; DNA-binding transcription factor activity, RNA polymerase II-specific. Bases 1 to 1992 code for a protein of 663 amino acids. Lineage: Eukaryota; Fungi; Ascomycota; Sordariomycetes; Hypocreales; Nectriaceae. The transcript has 4 exons. The record is from RefSeq and is a predicted model, not a curated record.